Messenger RNA from Amphiprion ocellaris (clown anemonefish), 5530 nucleotides. RefSeq names its product TAR (HIV-1) RNA binding protein 1 (gene tarbp1). The coding region runs from base 108 to 4979 and encodes 1623 amino acids. Gene Ontology annotation, biological process: tRNA methylation. Gene Ontology annotation, molecular function: tRNA (guanine) methyltransferase activity; RNA binding. The record is from RefSeq and is a predicted model, not a curated record. Lineage: Eukaryota; Metazoa; Chordata; Actinopteri; Pomacentridae. The transcript is spliced from 29 exons.
GGAAGUUUACGUUCCGUUUUGGAAAACGUGCUGCUCAUGGCAGCCGUGAGGAGAAGAGCCGGGUGUCUUUAGCUUCCGUCAUCCUGACAGUAUAAUAGAUACAUACAAUGUAUUCCGUUUUAAUGAACGCGCUUUUGUCCAGCUCUCCGGACUACGACGCUUUGUUUAAAAGUCUGUCCUGGCCGGAGGAGUCGUGGCCGGAGACGGAGCGGGUGGAAGCACUGACAGCUUUCAUUGAAGGACUGGGACCACUUUUGGCAGACUCGAUUCAAUUUACAGAAGCAAAAAGACGCUGUGUUCAAGAAAAAAUUGAGUCGGUUAUUUGGACAAAAUGUCUGCCUUUCCUCUCUAAAAUAUCAGCAGAAGCUGCUGAAGGUGCUCGCUGCAGGGAGAGUACAGCUGCCGCCUGCAGGCUUCUGAGUGUUUGCAUCCCUCUUUGUAACGAGGAGGUUUGGAGGCGAGCUGUCUGCUUCGUCCUGCCGUCAUUCCAGCUACCAGAAGAAGAGCUGCUGGGUCAGGGACGACUCAGUGUGGAGGUUGCCAGCGAAGUCCUGGCUGCUCUCAUACCUUUUCUGUCAGCGGAUGAAGCCCUCACACUCACCACCUUAUCAUCCGCUCUGUCAUCCAUCAGAACUCUCCCUGAUGUGCUGGUUUCCAAAAUCACAGUCAGGAUUCUCUUAACUCUGCUGAGCUGCUGCAGCGGUGUGAGGUUAAAAAGCAUCCUUAAUGUGAUCCUGGAUGAUCUGUACAGCUGGCACUCCACUGACCGCACACCUGUGGUGACAGAGCGGACCCUGCUGUGUCUGACUGCCCUGUCAGACCACCUCCUGAACCCUCACAGCCUUCCCUCUUCCUCCUCGGAGCCUGAUCCUCGUCUGUCCCUACAGUUCUGGAGGAUGGUCCAGGAUGGACUGAUUCACAGAGACAGUGUGUCACGUAAGAGGGCAUUGUACCUGCUGAAAAGGUGUGCAGCCCUGUCAGAGGAGGAGGGCUUGAACUGUCCUCUGUCUCCAUCAGAGGAAGAUGACACCUUAUUUAAAUGGGUACCUGACAAGAGCAAAUUGCUUAGAGAGUUCUGGGAGGAUUAUGCACUGGUGAUGGAGACUCUGGAGGAAAACCAGGUUCACGUCGUCCGACCAGUUUUAAACAGAAUAGACAUGCUGAUCCGAACAACAGUGAAUGAUAAUCAAGCUCCAGGUCAAAGCCUUUUCCACCCAUCCUGGCUGCUCUGCGUGUACCAGCGGAUGUUCCACAGCGAGAAUAAAUCCUUAAUGAGAGAAGGAGUUUGUCAUCUGCUCGAACUGCAGGUCCUCCAGCAAUCAGCCUUUGCUUUGGCCUUUUCUCAGUUUAUCGUUGGCCCCUUUAUGGAUGUUCUCUCCGAAACGUCACUCUUCCACAGGUCAGUUGGACAGAAUGUAGGAGACUGUCCUGAGCUGGCCGUUAAACUCCAAGUCUUUAUGGCCGCCUUCUUCAAUAGCCUGCCAUCAGAAAGUAGAGGUUGUGUGUUGCUGCAGCUGAUUCAGCAGCUGAGUUCGAAGCACUGGUGUGCAGUACCGCUCCUCUUCCUCUCUCAGGCUCUAUCCAAUCUCCAACCAAGUCCACUGCUGGAGAUCAGUGGACUCACAGCUUUAAGAGAGGUGCUGCGCUGCACUAUGAUCACUCAUCAAGUUCUGCUGAGAGGAGCUGCCCAGUGCUUUCUGUUGAACAGCGCCCUCUGUCUUACAGUAGUGAGCGCAGUGACCCUGGAUGAUGUUUUUAGCUUUCUGAUGCAUUUCCGUGCAGAUGAGUCGCUGUGUAGAGGAACGCAGCUUUGGAAUCAGUUGUGUACCUGGCUAUUGGACCAUGAAGACAGUUUCAAACCCAGGAUUAUGGAUGGAGGUUGCUUUGCUGCUUCUUCAAAUACAGAAACUGUAAGAGCUUAUGUUCAAGAUGAGAUACUCGCCUAUCUCCGAGUCCCAGCUAGCACAGGUCAGUCUGAGAGGUUGCCUGACCCCAGAGAGGCUGAUAAAUUGGCCAGGGCCAUUCUGCUGUGUGUGGACAUGGAGAGGAGCCGAACUGGAGCGGAGAUCAGUAACAAUCUGCAGUCUUUGCUGUCUCCCCUGGUGGACACCCUGAGCAGAGUCAGCACCAAUAUCUACCUGCCUCUGCGGAAGAGUGACAAGGGCCUGCAGCUUGCACUCCGACUGUUCCAGCUCGGAGCAGUGCCAAACCGUCAGGUCGUUGGAGUGCAGCAAGAGGAUAGUGUGAUGGUUGCCAUGGAGAAGGUCAUUUUUGAACAUGUCGUUCCAGUCCAGGACUUUAUCUUGAGGCGGCUGUGUGGGGAACUGCAGGAGCUGUUUGAUGUAGAGCGAGCAGAGCUGUAUGUCUGUGUCCUGAAGCAACUGGUUGUCAUGUGCAGUUCUGCACCAGGGCACCACAAUAGGAUUCAGCAGAACGGUUUCCCUAAACUCAUCAAAUACAGCCUCAUGGUCCUGCAAGAACCCAGCCAGCAGGUACCGUCUGUGGCAAACCAGGUGUCUAGAGCGGUUGCUAUGGCAUCCCUGGCCAUGGUGUGUGGUCUUAUGGAGGAGAAACUGAUUGUCAUGCGAUCAGAGACUGUUGCUGCUCUGCAGUCACUGAAUGAUUACUUUUACAGUCCAGUUUCCUCUUCCUCACAAAGACAAGCAUGUCUCGGAAAUGUCAAUAAACACCUACUGAAACCACAGAUAGAAGACUACUCAAUUGAUCUCGAAGCACAAGGCCUUCUGCAGCAGGACUGGGGACGCAUCGCUGCCAAUUUUCUGCGGGACCAGUGGAUUUGUCUGAACUUCCUGAUCAAGGCUGUUGGGAUUCCUGAGUCUCUGGCGAUUCUCAAAACAUCUGAGACUCUCAAGGCCGCUCUGAGUUGCAGUGUUGAGGCUUUGGCUCUGCUUCCCAGCGACCUGGUGCUGCCUGUGCUCACAUUUAUGGAGACUGUGCUGCCAGAAUUGGUGCAUGAUGAGGAGGCCCUCUGUGUGGAGGCUGUGAAUCUGAGCUGGGAGCUGGUGCAGGGUCUGAGUACUAACGCUCAUGACUUCUGGCCAGCCCUCAAAGGCUUCAUUUCCAUGGCUUUCCACCCUAAACUGCUAAAGUUGACACAUGCUCAGACUCCGACCCUGACAGCCAUCUUGAAACAGAUUGCCAUGGAGUUGAUGGAGCUGUCUCAGUCGAAGAGUGGCGUGUUCGGUGUGCUGCUUCAACACUGCUGUCACACGUGGCUGCCCACAGAUCGAGGCAGCGGUGAGCCGGCUGACGCUGCUUUUUCGAGCGUUUUCAGUCACAUCGACAUCGUCAGCGAGGCUUGUGUCUACGGGCCGGUGUUCCGCAGAGAUCAACGACUCAUCCAGGAUGUACAAAUAUAUGUGGAGCGUCUCGGUGAAAAGUGUGCAGCUAAUGUUGCAGUUACAAGUGAUAACAGGGAUGAUCAGUUGCCUCGCACAUGUAUAUUGGCUUUUCUUAGCCGCCUGGAUCCCUCUAAUGAGCAGCAUGAAAAACUAAUAGAGGAGCUGGUUUUGGAUUUGUUGAAAAAGGAUAAUGGCAUAUCAAAGUCAAAAGUGCGUUACUAUAGCAACUCCCUGCAACAUCGUGUUAAAAACAGAGUAUGGCAAACACUGCUGUUGCUGCUGCCCAAACUGAGAGAGGAGUUCGUUGGCACUUUGGUUGAACGUGUGUUUGAAGCUGGAUUUUGCAGCAACCAGGCCUCAGUCAAGUACCUGAUCGAGUGGAUGAUGAUUCUAAUCCUUUUUCACUAUCCACAACACAUGGACAGCUUUUGGAGCUGCUUCAACAUGGAUCACGAACAGACCAAGACAAGCGUCUGCACCUUUUUAUCAGUUCUGGUACAUUUCAGUGUCAUCAUUCCUCAUCUUAAGGAUAAGUCAGUGCAGUUGCGUAAAGCACUAGACGUCAUCCUGCAGUCGUGUUUCAACCAUAACUUCAGCGUACGCCUGUAUGCCUUACUGGCCCUGAAGAGAGUGUGGAGCCUGGCAGAAAACCAGGCAGAAGAAGAGGCCGAUGCUUUAGGAGGCUUGUCCUCUGUGAUCAGGGCCUGUCUGAACCAGGCUGAGGCCAUGCAGAGCACCGGAAAUGCCAACAAGAACUGGAUAAGGAUUCAGGAGCACUUCUUCUUUGGUGCCUUUCAUCCUAUCAGGGAUUACAGUGUUGAGACCAUCUUCUACACGUUUCCCAGUCUGUCAGAGUUGGCCGACGAUGAGUGGAUUCCAACCUGGAAGUUUGAGAAGCUGUCAUGUUUCUCUGAAAGUCCGUGUUUCCCUUUGAGAAAUCCUGCUCCCGACUUGAACCAGCUCCAGCCUGGAGACUGGAUUCAACAAGACAGAAGUGAGCAGGAUAAGGAGGAGCGCUGGGCCGAGGUGCAGAAGAAGAUCACCCCCUGGAGGUUGGGGAUUCAGGAGCAGGAGGCUGAACUUCAGCUGGUUCCACCACAGAGGGCUGCUCGACUGGGCAAGCUGCACGGCGCCCUGCUAGUUGUGGCUUCACUUAUAGACAAGCCCACCAAUUUGGGAGGUCUGUGUCGGACAUGCGAGAUAUUUGGUGCCAGCGCUCUGGUACUGGACAGCCUCCGCCACGUCAAUGACAAACACUUCCAAUCCCUGAGCGUCUCAUCUGAACUCUGGCUUCCUUUGUUAGAGGUGAAGCCAGUGGAGCUUACUGACUUCCUGCAGGUUAAGAAGAGUGAAGGAUACUGUAUUGUUGGUGUGGAGCAGACAGCCAACAGUCACAGCCUCCAGGACUACCAGUUCCCUGAGAAGACUCUGCUACUUCUGGGCAAUGAGCGGGAAGGUAUUCCUGCCAACUUGCUCCAAAUGUUGGAUGUGUGUGUGGAGAUCCCUCAGCAGGGUGUGAUCCGCUCUCUCAACGUGCAUGUGAGCGCUGCCCUGUUGAUUUGGGAAUACACUCGACAACAUCUCACCUCAGCUGAGAUCAACUCAAAACGCAAGUGAAGAAGAAGCCAGCAGCACAGCCUGACAUGACAUCACACCACCAGAUGUUGACCUCGCUUGUCCUCCUCUGGUGGCGCGUCAGGGGAGAGUUGAAAUGAAAGUGUGAGCUUCAGCUACUGUCUGAAGUUUCUGCACACUUUUCAGGGCCUGACUUUCGGACUCUACCCUUUCAGGUUUCAUUGUGGUCAGCAGUCAUCAACACUGCUCUUGUGCCUUAAUGAGAGCCAUGAAUAAAGCUCAGUUCUGGUUAUUACAUCUAAAUGUGCCACUCGGCAUGCUAUUAUAUUAAUGGAGGGAGUGCUGAUUAAGCAACAGCAUAAAUGGAAAUGUUCUCCUUUGAGGAAGAACUGUUUUGUUUAUGUGAGCUUUUAGUUUUUGCCUCAGAGCAUCAGGACUGGGUUAUAAUGUUCACACCCAGUGGAUUCUGCUCUCAGUAUAGCAUUUGUAUUAGCAUGAUUUUCAGUAUUCCUAGUGUUUUUAUUGCAGUUUAUGACUUAAAGAUGUCAUUUUUAAAAACAUAGUGAAAUAAAUAAAUACUAUACUUUUAAUAA